Molecule: messenger RNA, 14925 nt
Organism: Lymnaea stagnalis (great pond snail)
Lineage: Eukaryota; Metazoa; Mollusca; Gastropoda; Lymnaeidae
Source: the annotation of a GenBank genome assembly
AUGUGUAAAAGAGAUCGGCCACUAGACGAAAAUGUCAAAGGAGCAGAGACUCUGGCACACCUUGUGGAAGUUGACCCUGACCUUCAAAUUAUCGCCAGCAUCACAGACCAUCUGAUCAGCACACUCUCCAACUACCUGCACUACAAAGAUGUCAAGAAAAUUUCUUCUGUGGACAAAAAAGUCAGUGACUCUCAAUAUUUUGAUUUUAUUUUCAUAACUUUAAUAUGCUAUUGUAAUCAAAUUAAUUGAUUCACUAUGUUUAGUCAGAUAUGCACAAUUCAACUAACAUUAGCGGCCAUUAGUUAAAAAUAUUUCAAACAUCUAUUUAUGUUAUUUAAUAAAAAAUUGUAUUUUCCAAUAUGAAGAAAUAUAUCCUAGUAAUAUGAGAAGUCCAAUGGCUUUUUUACUAUUUUUACUAUCACACAUUAAAACAGAACUAUCGAUAGCCAAGAAUAAUAGUGUCUGGGAAAACAGCCACUUUGUUAGAAGGGUAGAUUAAUAAGACACGAACAAAUUGUGUCAAUAUAACAGUAUAAGUUACUCUUUAAUAAUAAUUAUACAUUAUACACAAGUAAACGUUUCGGCACAUGCCUUCAUCAGUAUAAACAGAAAAAAAUAGGAGAGGGAGCUAAAACCAGACAAAAUUAAUCUAUUUUAAAGUUUUAUUGCAGUCCAACACUUUUUAUAAUGUUAGAGGGGUCCAGAGUUGAACAUCACCUAUGCCAUUAGCUUAAGACUGUCAUUAUUUCUUAUCUUUAACAGUAGUUAGAGGAUUUUUAUGGAUAAUACUUAAUUAGCAUCAAUUGAUUUGUACUGGAAUUUUUUUUACUGCAGGAAGUGGACUGGGGCAGUGAGAUGAGAAGGGCUGCAUUUUUAGCUUUGGCCGCCAUCAGUGCCAACGAUGAGGAGAUUAGAGAUAAGGUAAGUUUGUGUUGAUACAAAAAUAUCACUAUAUAAAUAAGUUAGGUUGGUGUUGUUACAAAAAUGUCAAAUUAGAGAUGAGGUAGGUUGGUGCUGUAACAAAAAUAUCAAAUUAGAGAUAAUGCAGGUUGGUGCUGUAACAAUAAUAUCAAAUUAGAGACGAGGUAGGAUUGUUGUAGUAACAAAAUAUCACCAUAGAGAUAAAAUAAGUCAGUUUUCUUAAAAAUCCAUACAAAUAAUGUUGUUUUUUGAAAGUUCAAAUAAGUAUUCUGCGUAAAAGAUGUAUUAUUUUAUGAAAAUGGAAUAGAUUUGUUUUGUUGUUUGGUCAUAUAUAUAUAUAGAGAGAGAAAUAGAGGAGAGAGAGAGAGUAUGAAAUUAAUAUAUAUUUAAGUCUUUAACUUGGUAAAAAAAAAGAAAAAAAAUAAUUAAGGAAAUAUCUGAUUGAACUAUUUGGAACUAUUUAUAAAAUAGCUGUUUAAUAAAGCAGGUGAUUUUUUUUUUUUUUAAAUGGGCUUUGAUAACACAAUGUUAAUCUAGAGGAAAAAGUAAGAUAAAUUGAUUUUAAUAAAUUCACUUGAGAAUUUUGCAUCUAUUGGGUAAUUAAGAUUGUUUUCUUUUGUGCUACUGACAUGUGCAGGUUAUCAAGAGAGAGGGUAUGAUAGAUCAAAUCAUGACUUGCAUGCUCAGCUCCAACCAAGCUGAGGUGGCAGCUAGCUUGAGAUGUCUUCAGUCCCUGACACGAUCUGUACACCAGAUCAGGACGGUACUUCAUGAUAAUGCAGUCUGGAAACCUUUGCUUGGGGUAAGACAUAUGAUCUGUUUGACACAUUCAGUCCCUGUCACAAUACUCCAUGACCAUUGUGACCAGAAACUUGUGCUGAGGCUGUAAUAUAAUAUAUUGUCACAUGUAACCCUGAGACAGUCAGUACAUCGAUCCUUUUCAGAAUCACUAAGUUUAAUUUUAAAUUUAUAAUCUCCAUAUUCCAUAUUUAUAUUUGAUGGUUUCAUUUCACAUUGAAGAGUACUGUUUUAAAAAAUUGUUUGAUGGAAAAUGUAUCACCCAUGUGUGAAAAAAAAAGAAAAUACACCUGCUUGACAACAUUCCCAUAAAAUGUUAAUUUUUUGGUAUGAUUAAAGCAUAAAUUAAUAUUUUAUGACUUAAAUCUGGAUAUUCAAAAUGAAAAAGUUUAAUGAUGUUUUAUAUUACUGAAUAAAUUCCUGUGACAAGACCAGCUUUUAUUUUAUGCUGAUCAUUGUAAAUGUACCAGCCCUUGUUUUUGUGUGUGUGCAGAUGCUGCAGUCGACCAACCAUGAGAUUAUGGUGUUAGCCAUGACCUGCUUGUGCAAUUUGGUUCUGGAGUUUAGUCCAAGUAAAGAGGUAGGUGCUGUAUAGUGCCGUGAAAAAAUAAUAACGUGUCCAGGCUAAAACCUUGUUUGAAAUUAACACAUUUGCAUUUUUGUUAAUAUAACAAACACAUUUUUUUCAUUAGCGUCUUGAUUUUUACAGAGAACCUUUGAGAUUAAAAUGAGNUAUAUAUAUAUAUAUAUAUAUAUAUAUAUAUAUAUAUAUAUUUAUUUAUAUAUAUAUUUAUAUAUAUAUAUAUUUAUAUAUAUAUAUUAUAUAUAUAGAUAGACACUGAUUAUUACUGUGUGUAAUUGCAAACAUAAUGGGCAGACAACUGUGCUUUGAUAAAUAUUUGCUAGUGUUACCAAACCCUGAUUUCUGUAAGAAUGAUCUAAUGUACUUCUACCACUACUACUACUACUACUACUGACUGAGAUAGCACCGCUGAAUGUCUUGUUGAUACCCAUUCUUGUUGUGAUAAGCUUGCGCCAAACCCUAAACCUUGUGCUUUUACCAAGUUUUUCUGCUCAACACUAAAUAGAGUUGUCUUCAGGCUACUGUCCCACAUAUUUGCUUAGGCAGCUAAUAUUUUGCCGUUUAUCAUUUUUCUUUUCAAGUUAUGUGGAUAUUUUUUUAUUGAAAAAAAAAUUACAUUGGUUACAGACAUGAAAAUUUACAGUAAUUCAAAAACAUAAUGUAAUUAAACACGAUUCUUUGAACCAGCAUAAGAUACAUUUGCUUUUUGUUUUGUAGAAAUAGAAAAGAUGAAUUUGCUGCUCAAUUUUUAAAGGUUAAUUUAAAUUGAAUAUAGCUUUUAUUUUAAACAUUCAGUUAUUGUUACGUUGUAAUUAAAAUACAGAACAAUAGACAAUACAGUUUUAAAGGAUUUUAAAAAAACAAAACAGUUUCAAUAAGAAUUAAAAAAUAAUAAAACUAUUCAGUAUGCUUAACAAUAUUUUUGAACACUAAAUAUUGGCAAAUUCUAUGGUAAUUAAUCCAAAUAUUGGGGCUCACUGCAUAUCCAAUAUUAGAUGCAGUCGUUCUCAAGCUGGUGUCCAUGUAUCCUUUAGCACUGGCUUAUAUAAUUCUUGAAGUUUAAUUAUUUUUUACCCCAUAAGAUUACUGUUACCUCCAGUAGGCUACUGUAAGAGCUGCCUCCAUGAAGGUCACUUUUACAUAGUUUGGGUUAAAUCUGCAAGCUGUAUUGGGUUACCGCCAAUAAGAUUGUUUCUUGGCGUGGCUUACCUCCAGUGAGGUAACGUCUUUGUGUGAGUUACCUCAAGUUAAGUUACUGCUACAGUACCUGGUUUGUGUUACCUCCACUAAGGUUACUUUUUACCUGGUUUUGGAUACCUCUGCUACCUAUUUUUGUUUGUUUGCUUGGCUUCACUCUUGUUCUCAUAAUUUACAUUUAGCUUCCACCGGAAAGACGAUGGGACGACAUGGAUGGGUGGCGGGUACGUAGAGUUUUUUGUUUUUUUUUAGAAACUUUGACAGCAUUUUAUGGGCAAAGGAAAUCACAGGGCUUAAGGGAUAGUUGCAGUGAAAUGAAAUUUUAAAUUUCUUUUGUCUUGUUUUCAUUCUCAUGGGUUCUUUACUGUUGUAAUUAAUAGACCCUAACAAAUAAAAUACAAGUUUCUUCGGAGACUGCCAUUUCAUUUAAUAAAAUGAUUCCUGCUGUACAACUGAGCCUGUAAUCAAUUAAUUUGGAUUUUUUUUUGUAUCCGGAUACUGCAUACUCCACUGGCAUGUAACUUUUCCCAGUGUGAUCUUGGCUAUAAUAUUGACUUUAAAUGCGAUGCAUAAUCUGACAACUCUUUCAAGAGUUGCCAUGAACCAAAAGGUUAUUUGGCAUUCCUGCUCACAAUGUCAUAAUGCAAACGUGGAUAGUUUUUCUUUUUCACUGUUAAACUCUCAAUGGACCAAGCAGCAGAACAUAAUUUAUUUGGUGACAGUGAAGGCAAUAACACUAACACAAUACAACUUUUAGAAAUGAACCAAAGGGUUGCUUAUGAACAAAAUGGUCGCUCUUAACUUUAACCAAAUGAUGGCUCAUAAACCAAAAUGGUUGCUUAUCAACCAAAUGAUUGCCUUUAAACCAAAUGGUUUGCUUAUGAACCAACUAGCAGAAUAUGAACCAACAAUGAGUCUAAGGCUUUUGUUCAAACUUGGGAGGAAGUAAAGUCAGUAAAAGUAUUAAGUUUGAUGAAUGACUCAUGUGAAUGUGAACUUAUGAUUAAAAAAAAAAGUGUUGGAUGAAUAUGGCGUAGGUUGGAAAUACAGUGAAGCCCCUUUGAUAACUGCAGCAUUUGACCACCAUUCUGCUUGCUUCUUAAAAUCUUCUUUUGGAUUCAGACCUUAAUAUUUAAAUGGCAAAGUUUGGAAAAAAAAAAAAAUAUAUAUAUUUUUCACAAUUUUCUUGGUGGGGAGGAAUUAUUGUUUAUAUUUAUGUGCUGGUUUGUUUUUAUUGUUGUAGUCAAUGUGAAUAAUCUGUUUAUGUCUUUCUUUUGUUAUUUUAAAAAAAAAAUUUCGAAUAAUAUUUAGAUUUGUUUCUUAAUAAUAAUUUUAAAAAAAAACAAUGUGAGACAUAUAGUAAAAAAAAAAAUUAAACAUUAAUAAUAAAUUUAUGGUAAAUAAUGCUAAUGGGUUUCCAAUGAGCUGCAAAAAUUAAUUUUCCUGUCCAAAGUAUCUGUAGAAAAUUCACAUUACUUGAUUUACUUGCCAACAAAUUUACAGAAUUUAUGUAAAGUAAAUUAUCAAAAACUUCUUGCAUUAAAUUAUCGAUGUCAAUGAUAGAUUAUCAUUAUUCAGUUGUUUUUUUUUUACUAAGGUCAGGGUAUAAAGAAUUAACUAUAAUUUUGUAGCUGUGUUAUACUGUCUAACUAUUUUAUGCUUGGAUACUUUGUUAUACCUAGUAACGGAAUUGUUUCUUUGUAGUCUUUCACAAAACCUUCAACAAGUCAAUUAAAAAAAAAAAAGUUAUACUCAAAAUAAUUUGACUUUGCAUUUCUGGAUCUGUACAGUAACAAUUUUGUGAAUGUUAUUAUUUUAAUAUACAGCUUAUGCCAUGGUGUUGAUGAUUUCUAGUAAGCUAACAUUACUCUGAAACAGCAGUCUUUUGGACCAGUUGUGGCUUAAGUGGACUAUAGGCAACAUAAUUAAUAUAAUUAAAGUAUCCUAGUGUUGCUACCUAAAAAAUUAAAUGUCAUUUGCUGUAAGUGCACUUAAGUACCAGGUAUUUAAAAAAAAAGUCUUACAUUUUGUUCUCUUAAAAAAUACUAAUCCACAUAACUUAUUUAGAAGACCUUACUCUUUGUUACAAGUAGCCAUACUCUCAGUUAUUGUUGAUGUUCUCAUUGUGUUGGAAGGUACCUUAUCAGACUAAGGCUUCUGUGUUGUACUCUUGACUGUUGUACACUAUGUGACAAAUGGUUAACAUCCUGUACCUUGUAAGCUGACCCCACUGAAAACUUUGCUCAUAUGGUGUACCAUGUCAAAUUUCAUUGCUGAAUUUUUACCUUGCAAGUUAAAUAGAUUACCAAGAGAGUUAAAUUGUCUAUCAGUAAAUUUAAAUAGUUUACCAAUUAAGUCAAAUAGUUUAUUGAUAAAGUUAAAUAGUUUACCAAUAAAGUUAAAUAGUUUACCAAUAAAGUUAAAUAGAUUACCAACAAAGUUAAAUAGUUUACCAAUAAAGUUAAAUAGUUUACCAAUAAGUUAAAUAGUUUAAGGUCAAACCAUAAAUAAAAAAAAAAAAAGAAAAGGAACACACAGAGUGUGGGGGUAGUUAUAAAUAGAAUACCAACAAAGUUAAAUAGUUUAACAAUAAAGUUAAAUAGUUUACCAAUAAGUUAAAAAGUUUAAGGUCAAACCAUAAAUAAAAAAAAAAAAAAAAAGGAACACACAGAGUGUGGGGGUAGUUGAGUUUGGAGAUUUAGCGGAUGGGUGCUUAGGGGAGGUGGGGUCGUCUUCAGUAGAAAGUAUGUACUUUCAUGAACAAAUGAUACAAUAAUUAUCCUGAAAUUCUGAAUUCAUCAACAACACAUAUUUUAUCUCUAAUAAAUCAAUCGAUGACCUCAAGAUCUAUGAAACUUCAUGAUUUCUAUUGAAUUACAUUCAAAGGCUAGACAAAUAUCAGAUCAAUAUUUUUUGUAAUUAUCAUUAUUGGGUUACUUUGUUUAUUUUACAAGUCAACUCACUGGAUAAUACACUAGUAACAGUAAUAUUUUGUCCACCAUUCCCCUUUUGUAUUUUUCAGUGCUUGUGGCGCUAAUGCUUUUUUUUCAGUGAAGCCUGUGGUACCUAAAUAUUUCGGUUCUCUGCGCACUUGCCAAAUUAAGUUUUCCUCAGAUGCUCCUAGUCAAAUUCUAACAAAUGCAUUUCGAAAUAACCAAGACAUUUUUUUUAACUUUAAGGGUUGUUAAAAAUAAAUAAAACAUGUACCUGGGCAAUUGAACCCAAUAUAGAAGCUAUGUGAAGAAGCUUCAACAGACAGUAACUAGUCCACCAGGUCCACUAGAUGUUGUGUCCUGUCUCAUUAGAUUCAAACUGGAAAUAGAUCUAUGAAAACUGUAAUAUUUUUCUGAGAGCAAGCCGUGGGGCUCUCGGGUACCCUGGUGCACAUUUUUGCGAACCACUGGCUACACAGACACAUUUUUCAACAAGGAUAAAAAUGACAUAAAAAUUUAUAAAUAACAAUAAAUGGGAGGGGUGGGCGAGAAGCUCAUUUUUAUGUAUGCAGAGAGAGGAUUUUAUAAAAAAAAUUACGGGUGCAACGUGGGGGGGGGGGGUUCCCCCCUUCUUUGUAGUGUAAACAAUAUAUGGAUAGAGAGUUUAAUAGCUCACCAAGACAGUUUAAUAGUUUACAAUAAUGUUUAAUCGUUUGCUUAUAGAGUUUAAUUGUUUCCCUUGAGAGAAAAGUUUACUUUGUUGUGUGUACUGUGGUUGAUUUAGAAAAAAAAUUAUGACAGCUAUGGAAGAUAAGGUGGCGGUGAUACAGAUGUUAGGCUGCUCUAGAUGUUAGUCUUUUCUACAUAUUGUGGUUUCCUAGAUGUCGAGGGUUGCCUCAUCAAAAUGCCACUCUCUCCAAUACUUGUAACUUCAUGUUUAAACUGUUAGGAUGAUGCUGUGGGGAGUUUGAUCCACCCUCUUUAAUUUAUAUCCGCCAUUUACCAUACUUGAAUGUUGUGCCAUAGCUAGCAUGAGGAUAGUGGGGUGUUUCAAUGUCUCAAUAUUCCUCUGCGGGCCAUGUUUUCAUCCCUUGUUUUGUUGUGUCCACAGUCUUUACUCCAAGGUGCUGCUGUUGAUCUGCUGGGAGAAUACUGCCAGGGCCCAGGCAACACAGACUCAAUGCUAUUUGGCCUAUAAUGGCAAGUUAAUAACCAUCCAGAUAACAUCAUCACACUUGACGUAAAAAUCAUAAGUUGAUAAUAACUUAGUGCUGUCCUUUUAAAAUUGAUUACCGUUAAUUAUGUUCCAGCAAGUCAUAUUUACAUAAAAGACAGAUAGAGGCCUUUAAAAAAAAAUUUUUUUAAACCACCCACAUUUGCAUCAUCAUCCGGCAUCACCCCCUAAAGUCUCAAUGCCUUACCAAGCCAUCACUUGGUCUCUCAUUCAUAUGAAAUGUCUUCACAGUCAUUAACCUACUGCUCGGCGGAGAGCUUACAAACAAGGGUGAUAGAGACAAUGAGAAGUGAUUGCUUCAUCAAGAGGAUUGAGGACCCUGUCAUGAUCAUUAGGCAGAAAGCUUUGGCUGUUCUUAGAAAUCUCUUGACCUCGGUGAGUGGAGCAUUUAAGUUUUAAAUUAUUCAGGGCACACAGUCUAUAUAAAGGAUGAUAAGUGGACAAGACGGGGGGGGAACUCUGCGGAAGAAAAUGAUGAUGAAAAAAUUGAGAUUUUCAAAUAAAACAUGGCGGUGCUUUAUUAUUAAAUUAAAUUUCUGUCUGCCCUCUUUCUCAAAUUUGUUUUUUUUCACUUACCAGGAAUUCUGCCAGCAUUUAGUGAUUUGCUUGACUUUUAUUUUACAUGGGGAACUCUUAGAUAAUAUCUUAAUGACUAAGAUGAGCAGUAAGAAAUCUAAGCACAUUGAGAGUGACUAUGGCAAUGCAUAAAAAAAUUGAAUAGUCCCAUCAAAUGAUUCACACACAGUUUCAUUAAAACUUUAAUUAAUGAACACACUUUUUGUUUUUAAAAAAUGUGUAUACAUAGUUAUCCAAUAUAAAGUUCCUAUUAUAAUGUUGUCAGUGAUGAUGUCCAAUAUUUUGUAGGUCCAUGAUGGUGAGGACAGAGACUCUGUGGCCACAAGGUCUCGAGGAGAACGUCGUCCAGGAGAUAAAACAGUAAGCCAGAGUUGAUAUGAAAUAAAUACAUUUUUUAUUGUUGUUUUUUUUAUUCACUUUCAAUAUUUCUGUCCCUUUGGGGUAUGUCCUAUUUCGUUUUUAACUUGAAUCUAGUAUGUUGAGGAGGGCUCAUUAAAGCAGACCCAAUAAUAAAAAUGUAAAAAAAAAUGAAUACUUUUAAUCUGAAUAAUUUCUUUCAAUUCACGGUUUCAUUAUCCAAUCCAUAUUUAUUUAGCCAAACCAUGACUACCAGAAAUGACAUGAAAGAAGAUGUGAUAUGCACCAACCCAUUGAGCUCUUUUCUCUCAGAAAAUAAACAGUGGCUGAACCCCUCUGAAAAAAAUAACUUCAUAAUGAAUAUUAGGAGCAAAACUUUGGUUUCUUGUGAUUAAAUAUAAAGCAACUGAAUGUACAAAAGCACAGAAGUAGUAGUAUUAAAAAUGUAUUUGUUCAUUUAUUUUCAUCAUCAUUCGGAUUCAGUAGCCAUUUGGGCAUGUCCCCUUCGGCCAUGGUGAAGAAUGUACACACUCUCCACAGCCGUUGUCUGUUUGUACAUAGGGUGUUGGCGUGGUCCAUUUCAAUUGAGAUAUAUAUUACUAUUGAAUGAGCAAUAAAUCACAUGUGACUUCUUUACAAUUGACUCAAAUAUAUAAAAAAAAAAUAUAAAUAUUAUUAAAAAAUAUUCACUUUGUAUAAAAUAAUUAUACACACUGCCCGAUAUUUUCCUUUUUUUUUUGUUUUUUUUUUGUAGGAUCAUUGAUAGUCUAGAUUUGUAAACUCAAAGUAUAUUUAUAUUUUUAAAUUAUAUUUCCAUAUUUUCUUGUGAUUUCAUUUUGAGUGAGAGAUUGGUGAACUCAUUGUUGAAUAUAUUGUCAUUCUCUUUUGUAAGAUCAUUGAUAGAAUGGUGAAGGCUCCAGGCAGUGAAGUCAUUGAUGCUGUGUUCAGGACAGUGAGGAACCCAAGUCUCCCAGUAUAUGUGGAGAGCAGGUGAGUUUUUAAUGGUGCUGAGUUGGGGGAGAGGGGGGAGGGCGUUCAUUCUCUUUGAUAACCUACCAAAAUUACUUAGAUAUUUUUUAUUUUUGUGAGAAGAGUAUGAGAGUUUGUUUACUGUUUUGUCUCACUCCAAACCUUACUAUGAAACCAUGCACCGCAACCUUUGUUCCCUUGCGGCACACCGAGACCAUUUCCACACCACAUUCAAAACAUGAGGAAAAAAAAUUGAUUUUCUGUUGUAUACAACUUACAAUAAUUUUGAAUAUGCUUUCAUUUUUAUAGAUGUGAAAUAAACAUAGAGUUAUCAAGUCCUCUUUUUUUUCAAUUAAAGUAAUAGGAGCCAGAAUGAUCAAUUCAUUGAUCGUGGGCCCUUAAAAUAAAGAAGAAGAAGAUGUCCUUCAUCAACCUUAAAAUGCCCUAAUUUUUUUAAAUGUUUGUUCAUUGUAAAAAAUAUAAGUAUUGUUUCAACUUUCACAGAUACACUAGUUCAGUGCUGUCCAACCUUUUUGACUCUGGGGGCCAAUUUUUGUAUGUGAAUCUGAGGGUCGCAUAUAAAAUUAUUAUUUUUUCUCGUCUGACAUUCUUGCAACGUGGCCCAUCCAGCAAAGCUGGGACUCCAUUAAUAAAGUGUGUGUGCAGGAGAGACCUACUUGCGCGAGUACCUCAGUGUCUGGGCUCUUGUCCUACCAUUUGAUUUUGAGGAUUUUCACAGGCUCAUUGUGUAGAAAGUGGUUUAAUUUCUUUCACAUGCCGAUUUUCAGACGCUCAUCAUGUGAAGUGGUUUAGUUUCCUUCCAUGGCUUUGAUAGACUGUCCAUGUUUCACAUGCAUAUAGUAGUAGCAGUGGGAGAAUGGCAGCCUUGUAAACCUUUAUUUUGGUUUGGGUGGUGAUGCCUCUUCUUUGUCCAUACAUUCUUAGGCAUCUUUAUGAAUGUUGCCCAGGCACUUGCAGUUUGAAGGGUUAAGCUUUUGGACAGUGUGCUGCCAAGGUAAGAGAAGCUGUUUACAACUUUAAGCCUUUCGCCAUUGACUUGGAUGUUGGGCUCAAUGUAAGGUUUUCAUGGAGCUGGUUGAUACAGGACCUCAAGUUUUCUUUGAGUUAAUGGUAAAACCAAAGUUUGUAACACUGCGUUGCAUCUUAGCCUCUAAUUCAGCACAAAUGUCGCAGUCAUCGGCAUACAGAAAGUCCCUGAUAAGGUCUGUCUGGACCUUUGAUUUAGCGUUUGGUCUCCUGAGGUUAAAUACUUUACCAUCAGUUCUGUAUCUGAUGCUGAAUCCAAUUUCUCCCUUGCAGAUAGCUUCAGACAGUUUGGCAGAAAACAUGCUGAAAAGUGUUGGUGCCAGGAAGCAACCUUGUUUAACAACAUUAGACACAGGGAAUGGUGACAUCUUUCUGUUUGAGAGAUCUCAUCUUGUUAGCUCUUGUCUUAUUAUUAUCAUAAAGCCUAGCUCACAUAUCUAGUUCAUCUUUUACAGUCCAGUUGGUGUGCAUGGACUUUUUUUAUGGUGACCAACUAGCUACACAUCAAGUUACCAUACUUGAAGUUUCCAAAUUCAUCUUUCCGUUAAUAACACUGUUAGUACUUAUACCCUUCCACCAAGAACCCCCACACCCCUUUUUUUUUUUUAAAAAGCCGGUCAAAGCAGCAGAAAGGAAACCCCCUUUUCAGACCUUUCCAAAAUGAUAUGUUCUAAUUUAUUAUUUUUGCAUCUGGCAACCUGAAAUUAACAUGCCCCUGUAGAUAUUUUAUUACAAGUAAUAGUUUUCAAUAUUUAAGUUUAACUGUGAGUAAACAUAGAACAGAAUGUAAAGAAACUAUUUUUUUAUAAAAUGGCCUUUCACUAUCUUGAUAUUUUUUUCACACACCUGCUUGUAUCCAGUUGAGAUUGAUAAUUUUAUAAUUAUUUUUAAAAAAUCUUUAUUUAUACAGAGUUAACACAAAUUCUUACACAACUUAAAAGCCUUUUUGUACAAAUGAAAUCAGCGACCACAAACUUAACUUACUAAUGACAUUUGUAUGUAAAUUUACCAUAUUUAUUUCAAUGUUAAAAGCAAAGUAAAAAAAUAAAACAAUAGUAAUAUUUAAACAAAAGUCAUGUCCCAUGAUCAGCAGGAGUUUGACUAUGUCAAAUCAGAUAAAAGAUCUUCGGUACCAUCAACCUGGAUAGGAUGGGGCUCAUUUUGUUUUUAUUUUUUUUUACCCAGAAAGCGUUAAGAACUUUUAAAUAACCAGCUAUUGAAAUCUGGCCAAAAAAUUAAACAGCACAUGUGUCAAAGGCUAAAGCGACAAAGACAUAUUUUACUGGUUGCUUCGGACACUUUGAGAUGGUGUGUGCUGGUUGACUUCCACUGUUUAAAUAGAAAAUUCAUGCCCUUGGAGGAAUUUUGCCAGGGCGCAAUUAGCAAAGUCCCGCUGCGCACCAGUUUGCGGAACUCUAUUGAAGACUACCUCUCUUUCAACUCAAUGAAACCUGGACGUGUUUUUUAACCACUUGUAUCCAAUUAAUGUUGUUCUCAUCUCUUGUGUAGGCAUUGUGUGUCCUGAGUAACAUGGCUGAUGGCCCAUCAUGUAAAGCUCACAUCAUUGGCAAGACAGAAGAUCUGCAGUAUGUCAUCAAAUACCUGGUAAGAAUUGUUGCAUCACAUAAAUUAACACAACAGAGACUUGAGUCUUUCUAUGGCCACGCAGAUUGGCAGCAAAAGGUUGAUGUGAAAGUAAAGCACAAUUCAUCUUACAUACCUUUUGGAUAGUCAGUAGUGCUCCUCAUAUCAUCAGAUAACUAGUGCAGAUCAUGUUGAACGUUUAUUCACAAUUUAAUGCAAAUAUGACUUUUAGCUCUGCAGCAUCUAAUUAUUCCAAUGUUUGAUAUCAACUCGAGUUUACAUUAUUUUAUUAAAAUAAUCACCAAUUAUUUUGUGAUUUCAUUUGCAAUUCUCUAUUUGGAAUUACUUAAUUGAGAAAGGUUGUUUUUAUUAAACAUCAUACAGUAUGUGCCAAAAUUAAGAGAACCAUACUGAAAUUCCAUCAUCUUGAACAUGUACACUCAUUGGCCAACGGAGCAUAGAUAUAGUCUCCAUGUGUUCCCAGAACUGAAAAGGAAGGUAAGUUGGGCAGUAGUUGUUGGAAAUUGGUCUCUCAAAUGAGGAAAAAAUAUUCAUAGUUGAGUUAUGAUCUUUGCUCAUACAUUAGUGAUUAACGAGAUGGGAAACCGUGAGCUUGUUUGAAGAAAUAUGGCAGAAAUUUUCUCAGAGAGAUACAAUAAGGCGAAACCAAGUAAAACAAUAGUGCUUUUAUUGUUACAAAAUUGUGCAGUUCUGGUAGUAUACUGUAUAAAUGGAAGGGGGUGUCUGGUCGACCAGUAGGUGUUUUGAUAAAUGAGAAUCGAUCAAGGCGCUGCAUUUUUCCCCACGACAAACAUCAGCGAUACACCCAAUAAAAAAAAUUUGUUUAGACCUAAAUGCAUUUUCAUAUUGGAUCCAUGUUGGACAAUGCUUGGCAGAGCGAGGUUUGCAAGCCAGGACGAUGUAUUGUGUAAAAUGUGUGCCUAGGGUGUGUCAGGUUUCAUAUUUAUAUGGGAAUAUUUUGUUUUCCAAAGAAAUUCACAUAUGCUUACUGGUCUAUCAGACUUUCCCUUCUGUUGACAGAGCCGUUGACAGUGUAAAUUUCCAGAAAAGUGUUUCUUUAAAUCUCUCUCAGGGAAUUGUUCUUACACUUUUUUGAAACAACGUUCACAUCUUUAUGCAUGGGGAAGGUAAUACUCAACUAAUAAUAGCAAGAGACCCCUUUCUGACAACAAAUGCCCAACAUGUCUUCCAUUUCACUUCUAGGAGCACGCUGCAGCUUUAGCUAUGCACCAUGGACAGACAGCAUGUAUGCGUUCGAUGCGCAAGAGUUUCAGUACUGUUACUCUUACUUCUGGCACUUGCUGUGUAACUGCAUUUUAUUUUAGGAUUCUGAUGUCUACCCUGACCAACAGCGUGGCAUCACUCUUAAGCUUCCUGUUGUCCAGUUCAUCACAAAUUUAGCAGAGUCGUCAGAAGAUGGUAAUACAUUUGAAUGUCUUGCUUUGUUUCAGUGGACCGUUGAACAAAUCGAACUGAAAUAGUGUUUUUUUCCUAAAAAUAACUAUAAUAUAUGUUCUUAAAAUUUACUUUGAUGACGUGAGGGGUAAGCAGUAAAUGAAGGCAUGGAAAUUUAGUUUAAAAAUUAUGUUCAUACAAAUGAUAAUACAAAUACAUUUUGGGUAUUUAUUGAAAUUUUGCUAGAUAAUUCAUAUAUCAGUAUAUUUAUGUUAUCUGCAUUCAAAUAAUUCAAUAUGUGACAGAUGUAUUGGGGCAAAAAUUUUACUUGACAGGUCAAUAAAUUUCUGUCCUGUGCUGUUCUUUUUUUUUUGUGUGCAAAUAUUGAUAAGGGUUUAUAUUGUCACCUAUAUUUGGGCAAAGAGCUGGUCAUUAGCCCUGAUUAGAGUCUGCAUGUUUUCCUCAUGCAGGUGCCUACCAGCGCAUGUUAGUCCUGAAGAAUCUUGGCGUCCAGCGAAUCUUGGAAGACUUAUUGGCCAAAUGUGAAAAAUCAGAUGCAAGGUUUGUACGAUUCAUUCAAAUUAUUGAAACGUUGGCAGUUUCCCUAUUGUUAUCCUGCAACAUGUAUGAUAUUGCCAAUAACCCUAGGCUUCUACUGUGGCUAAGUAGCGGAGUGUUCUGAACUUGAUGCUAUUUGAUAGUAUCACCUUCAACAACUUUUUAAAUUGAUAGUUUAAAUAAAACUCCUGCUCCACCGUUGUGCUAUUUCCAAAUGGUAUAAUAAAGGUGCAGUGACCCUGUUACGUUUUAAUUUUUAAUGAAUAUAAUGAGUACGAAAAACUAAAGCAAACAAAUUUUGAUGUGAAACAAAAAAAGUUGAAAUAUUGUAUGAAAAAAUAACUGACAUACCAGACAAUUUAAUUAAAUUCACCAGGAAUAAAAUUCAUUUACAGCUAUAUCUCUCUGCAGACAUUUCAUAAAAAAUUAACAUUUUCAGAAAAUCAACUUCUUAAACAAGUCCUUUUAAAAUAAUAAAAUAAAAUUAAUAGACAUGACUCCCUUUUCACUUUAGCAUGUGUUUUGUUGACUAGAAAAAGCACAGGUAAACGUGGCAGUGACAAGUCAUUUUUUGUAAAAAUCACUUUUUGGAAAACUUUUUUUUUUUUUAAAAAAGAAAGCAAAUUCUGUAUUGUCAUUAUUGUGUAUGCAUAUGGUAUGAAAAUGUACUCAUUUGAUAAUUCUGUAUAUUCCUCAGCAUCAACAGCCCUCUACUGCACAGCAUCAACAAUGCUCUUAAACAGUUCUCCUGA